ACAAUCAACACCCGCUAUUUUUCCUGCUACACCCCCAGCAGCACGCUCACCUCGACGGGAAACCAAAACACAGCAGCACCGCAUAGACGAUGGCUACCGUUACUCCAGAAGUCACCUGGGCGCAACGCUCAUCCAGCGACGACCCCGAGAAGAACUACAUAUACCUCACAAUUGUCGCCGCCGAUGUACCCGAAUCGGACAUGAAGCUCGAUAUCAAGGACCAGUCUCUCAGCUUCAAGGGCACCUCAACUUCCAAGAAGUGCACGUACGCCGUCGACCUGGAGUUCUACGCCGAGAUCGACCCCAAGGAGUCCAAGAUCAGUCACAGCGGUCGCGAUGUCACAUUAGUCCUGCGCAAGAAGGAACUCAAGGAAGAGUACUGGCCCCGCCUGCUCAAGGACAGCAAGAGGAUGCACUUCCUCAAGACCAACUUUGACAAGUGGGUCGACGAGGACGAGCAAGACGAGGCCCCUGAUGACGCGGACCUGAACGCGAUGAACCCAAUGGGCGGUGGUGGUGGCGACGGAGGCUUUGGCGGUAUCGACUUCAGCAAGCUUGGCGCAGGAGGUAUGGGCGGCAUGCCGGGCAUGGAGGGCAUGGACAUGAGCCAAAUGAUGGCCAACAUGGGUGGCGGUGCCCCCGGUGGUGAUGACGACAGUGACGACGACGACAUGCCCGAGCUGGAAAAUGACGAGGACAACAAGGACAAGGCGCCCGCAGCUGCCGCAUCAGGCGACAAGCCUAAGAUUGAGGAGGUUGCAUAGAUGGAUAAUCUUCUCGCGUCGAGUGUUUGUACCGCACGGCAUUGGGUGGGUGGCGCGCAUGACUGGCCGGCGUUUACUUCAGUCUUUGGGGAAGCGACUGGAGUUUAGUCUGAAAUGGCCAAAGACGAGUAUGCAUCUUUGAGCCGCUGUUUUCUUCGACAGUUUAGCGUGCUGAUGCGGAUAAUGAUUACAUUAUGCAGUACACGGCAAAACAUCACGAAUCAUGUUCUCUCCCAAUGGAGAAACAUGCACCAAUGAAAAUGUAUGGAGUUU
Exserohilum turcica Et28A is the source of this 1037-nucleotide messenger RNA. RefSeq lists its product as uncharacterized. The transcript is spliced from 3 exons. Bases 90 to 764 code for a protein of 224 amino acids. The record is from RefSeq and is a predicted model, not a curated record. Gene Ontology annotation, biological process: chaperone-mediated protein complex assembly; protein folding. Gene Ontology annotation, cellular component: cytosol; nucleus. Gene Ontology annotation, molecular function: Hsp90 protein binding; protein-folding chaperone binding. NCBI's taxonomy places the organism in Eukaryota, Fungi, Ascomycota, Dothideomycetes, Pleosporales, Pleosporaceae.